Messenger RNA from Phytophthora nicotianae INRA-310, 264 nucleotides. RefSeq lists its product as hypothetical. The transcript is spliced from 2 exons. Bases 1 to 264 code for a protein of 87 amino acids. The record is from RefSeq and is a predicted model, not a curated record. Lineage: Eukaryota; Oomycota; Peronosporomycetes; Peronosporales; Peronosporaceae.
AUGAGUUUCCCCACACCACACGGAUCCCAUCCGACUGUUCACCGGCCUCAACGGCUAGGCGACUCUUCGGAUCUGGCUGACGUCCGCCAGGUGAUCCUUGACUCUUCAUCCAUCGUCCGCCAGGCUCAUCCUAUCUCCGGCUGGUCCUGGUUUAGGGUGGCGCCGAACUUGAAUAUCUCUAAACUACACAAGCGCGUGGGCGUCGCCCAGAACCUUCAUCACGAGGAACUGGCCAUGAAUUGUGGAGCGAAUCCCAGUUCUUGA